Microtus oregoni (creeping vole) is the source of this 2028-nucleotide messenger RNA. RefSeq names its product proteasome 26S subunit, non-ATPase 5 (gene Psmd5). Gene Ontology annotation, biological process: proteasome assembly. The transcript is spliced from 10 exons. NCBI's taxonomy places the organism in Eukaryota, Metazoa, Chordata, Mammalia, Rodentia, Cricetidae. The record is from RefSeq and is a predicted model, not a curated record. Gene Ontology annotation, cellular component: cytosol. Bases 20 to 1534 code for a protein of 504 amino acids.
GCAGACUGGCGCCAGGAAGAUGGCGGCUCAGGCUGUGGCGCUCCUGAGGGAGGUGGCCCGGCUGGAGGCGCCGCUGGAGGAACUGCGUGCGCUGCAGUCCGUGGUUCACGCCGUGCCGCUCCACGAGCUUCGCGAGCAGGCGGCGGAACUACGCCUCGGCCCGCUCUUCUCCUUGCUUAACGGGAACAAUCGGGAACAGACUGCUUUGUGUGUAUCCAUUCUGGAGAGGUUGCUCCAAGCUGUGGAGCCAGUUCACUUGGCCAGACACCUCAGGAUUGACCUACAGAAGGGACUGACUCACCCAGAUGAUUCUGUAAAAUCCCUCACUCUGUCCCAGAUUGGAAGAAUUGUUGAAAAUUCUGAAGCUGUUACUGAGAUUCUGAACAAUGUAGAACUGUUAAAACAGAUUGUUUAUUGCAUUGGUGGAGAGAAUUUAUCUGUUGCCAAAGUGGCUAUCAAAUCCCUGUCAAGAAUAUCACUAACCCAAGCUGGACUGGAAGCUUUAUUUGAAAGUAAUUUGCUGGAUGAUUUGAAAAAUGUAAUGAAAACAAAUGAUGUCGUCCGAUACAGGGUAUAUGAGCUAAUUGUAGAGAUUGCUUCUGUGUCCUCAGAAUCCUUAAACUACUGUACCACAAGUGGGUUGGUGACCCAGCUCCUGAGAGAGCUAACGGGUGAAGACGUGCUGGUCAGAGCCACCUGUAUAGAAAUGGUGACGUCACUAGCAUAUACCCAUCAUGGACGACAAUACCUUGCUCAGGAAGGAGUCAUUGACCAGAUAUCUAAUAUAAUUGUUGGAGCAGAUUCAGACCCUUUCUCUGGCUUCUAUUUGCCAGGAUUUGUGAAGUUUUUUGGAAACCUGGCUGUCAUGGAUAGUCCUCAGCAGAUCUGUGAGCGCUACCCUGUCUUUCUGGAGAAAGUGUUUGAAAUGGCGGACAGUCAGGACCCCACCAUGAUUGGUGUAGCCAUGGACACUGUUGGAAUUCUGGGAUCCAGUGUUGAAGGCAAGCAGGUUUUACAGAAGACAGGAACCCGCUUUGAACGCCUCCUCAUGAGGCUAGGAUAUCAAGCAAAGAAUGCUUCCACAGAGCUAAAAACUAGAUGUUUGGAUGCAGUUUCUUCUCUUCUGUAUUUAUCACCUGAGCAGCAGACUGAUGACUUCCUGAGGAUGGCGGAAUCCUGGUUUUCCUCCUUAUCGCGGGACUCCCUGGAACUCUUUCGUGGCAUCAGUAACCAGCCCUUUCCUGAACUACACUGUGCUGCCUUGAAAGUGUUCACAGCUAUUGCAAACCAGCCCUGGGCUCAGAAACUUAUGUUUAACAGUCCAGGUUUUGUGGAAUUUGUGAUGGACCGUUCUGUGGAACAUGACAAAGCUUCUAAGGAUGCCAAAUAUGAACUGGUUAAAGCACUUGCCAAUUCCAAGACAGUUGCAGAGAUCUUUGGGAACUCAAAUUAUUUAAGACUCAGAACCUACCUAAGUGAAGGUCCGUACUAUGUAAAACCUGUUGCCACGACAGCAGUGGAAGGAGCUGAUUGAUUUCUUUCAGUUAGGACAGAAGACCGUGUUUUGACCAGAAUUUCUCAAGGCAUAUGAUUCCAUCCAUGUUUUAGAGAGCAGGGCUUCCCUCAUCCAGAGCUCCCACGGAGUGUCUGGGGCAGCUCGCAUCAGCAGUGCCAUUCCUGUGUCAGUGCCGUGUGGACCAGGCGGCAGCAUGGCCAUGAGCACGAGUGCCUUCCCAGGCCUCUGGUUGUCUCUGCUGCAAGGUCAAAGGUUUGUUUUCUCACCGAGUUUCCAUGGGCACACUCGUGACCUCAUUUAAAAAUAAAAUGAAGCCAAAAUGACUCUGAUUUCUUUUCAGCGCCUUUCUUUUCCUUAUCUGAUCUCACCUCAGAAUCUUGUGUAGUCCCUGGAAAAUAAGUCGUUUGGAAUCAUUGGAAUGUAUUAUUUGUACACAAGGAAUAAAUAGUUUUAAUAAGAUUUCUUGGUCACUUUUCUUUUGAAAAUUAAAAAUCUCUAAAAAUUGUUUGGGA